Messenger RNA from Mirounga angustirostris (Northern elephant seal), 1046 nucleotides. RefSeq names its product aquaporin-2. Gene Ontology annotation, molecular function: water channel activity. The transcript is spliced from 4 exons. Gene Ontology annotation, biological process: transmembrane transport; water transport. The coding region runs from base 1 to 816 and encodes 271 amino acids. The record is from RefSeq and is a predicted model, not a curated record. Gene Ontology annotation, cellular component: apical plasma membrane; plasma membrane. NCBI's taxonomy places the organism in Eukaryota, Metazoa, Chordata, Mammalia, Carnivora, Phocidae.
AUGUGGGAACUCCGGUCCAUAGCCUUCUCCAGGGCCGUGUUUGCCGAGUUCCUGGCCACACUCCUCUUCGUCUUCUUCGGCCUCGGUUCGGCCCUCAACUGGCCACAGGCCCUGCCCUCUGUGCUGCAGAUUGCCAUGGCCUUCGGCCUGGGUAUUGGGACCUUGGUGCAGGCUCUGGGCCACGUCAGCGGGGCUCACAUCAACCCUGCCGUGACCGUGGCUUGCCUGGUGGGCUGCCACGUCUCCUUUCUCCGAGCUGCCUUCUACGUGGCUGCCCAGCUGCUGGGGGCUGUGGCAGGGGCCGCUCUGCUCCAUGAGAUCACACCACCCGACAUUCGAGGGGACCUGGCUGUGAAUGCACUCAGCAACAACACCACAGCAGGCCAGGCUGUCACCGUGGAGCUCUUCCUGACCCUGCAGCUGGUGCUCUGCAUCUUCGCUUCCACAGAUGAGCGUCGUGGAGACAACCUGGGCACCCCCGCGCUCUCCAUUGGUUUCUCCGUGGCCCUGGGGCACCUCCUUGGGAUCCACUACACUCGCUGCUCCAUGAAUCCCGCCCGCUCCCUGGCUCCUGCUGUUGUCACCGGCAAGUUUGACGACCACUGGGUCUUCUGGAUCGGACCCCUGGUGGGCGCCGUCCUGGGCUCCCUCCUCUACAACUACGUCCUGUUCCCGCCCGCCAAGAGCCUGGCCGAGCGCCUAGCGGUGCUCAAGGGGCAGGAGCCCGACGCCGACUGGGAGGAGCGCGAGGUGCGGCGGCGGCAGUCGGUGGAGCUGCACUCGCCGCAGAGCCAGCCGCGGGGCAGCAAGGCCUGAGCGCGCCGCCCGCCCGGCCCCGAGGCCCCGGCCCCGGCUCCGGGGGGACGAGCUCCGAGGGACUGCCCGCCCGCCGCCCAGCCCAGCCCGCCCCUCCUGUCCCCAGGUCCGAAGGCGGUGGCGGUGAGCCCGGCAGACCCCCUGUCCCCCAGGCUGCAGGCAGUGAGCAGUCCGGAUGCUUGGCCCCUUGCAGGGAGCUAGACGCUUGGGGAGGGAAGGUCAGCAGGCAG